Molecule: messenger RNA, 1368 nt
Organism: Acytostelium subglobosum LB1
Lineage: Eukaryota; Evosea; Eumycetozoa; Acytosteliales; Acytosteliaceae
Exons: 3
Coding region: 1-1368 (455 amino acids)
Molecular function (GO): hydrolase activity
Source: RefSeq, a predicted model, not a curated record
AUGUUGUUGUACAUUAUUAUCUCCUUUGUUGUUCUGAUUAACUCACUUCAAUGGGGUGAUGCCCUGUCAUGUGAGGCCAAAGACCCAAACAUCAUUGCCCAAAAUCUUGCCAAUGCAAUCAAAUUCCCAACAAUAUCUCAAUCAUUGGAUAGUGAGAUACCCACCAACUAUACACCAUAUACACAGUUUAUAACAUACUUGGAGACGACAUAUCCAUUGGUACACACCAAGUUGAAUAGGACAGUGGUCAAUCAAUACUCAUUGUUGUUUGAAUGGAAAGGCCGCAAUAGGAGACUGAAACCAAUAUUCAUCAAUGGUCAUUAUGAUGUUGUGCCUGUCGAACCCAGCCAAUGGUCGGUCGAUCCCUUUGGAGGAGUGAUCCUGAAUGGCACAAUAUGGGGUCGAGGAGCAAUCGAUAACAAAUUGAUAGUGAUCGCUGCUUUGGAAGCUGUUGAAUCACUGUUGCUAAAGUCAUUCAUCCCGGAGCGCACGGUCUUCCUUGCGUUUGGCCAUGACGAGGAGAUCGGUGGCAAUGAUGGCCACAAGAAGAUAUCAGAGUUGGUGCAGUCCCGAAACAUAACGGCCGAAAUGAUCAUUGAUGAAGGCUUGCCAAUCAUGGCGCCUGGCUUCCUACCUGGCCUGAUCACACAAACCACAGCGAUGGUUGGUGUGUUUGAGAAAGGCUACAUUUUCUACAAUAUCACGGCUAAGGGACAGGGCGGCCACUCAUCGAUGCCCCCUUCAACCCAGUCGCCUAUCGGCAUCCUGUCCAAGGCCAUCACGACACUCGAGAGCAACCAACUUCCCGCGCCCAACUCCACCAUGAGGAAUGAGUUCCUGGAACAGUUCCCAUCGUCGACCAUCUCGGCUGUGCCCUUCCUCGACUAUAUGAGGCGCACGACUACCACUGUGACACUUAUCCGCGGUGGCAUCAAGUCUAAUGUAUUGGCGACAUCGGCCACUGCAUGGAUCAGUCAUCGAGUAGUGCCAGGUGAUGAUAUCGACGCGAUCAUUGCACGUAACAAUCGACUGAUCAAUGAUUCCAGGAUUAGUGUGGUCAUUGAGGCUACACUACCGCCAUCGCCCUAUUCAAACAUAUCGACUGAUACAUACAAAACAUUGCGACGCACCUUGAUGUACACAUUUGGUGGUGACCUGUUGGUAAAGAGUGGACUGAUGUUUGCCAACACUGACACGCGACACUACUGGCCCGUGUCAUCAAACAUCUAUCGCAUAAUGCCAAUCAUUGGCAGUGGAGCUGACCUUGGUUCCAUCCAUGGUUUCAAUGAGAAGUUGAACAUUGACAACCUAGUCAACGCCGUAGCAUUCUAUCGAGAGCUAAUUAAACAGUUCAACAUUGCUGACUGA